Messenger RNA from Sphaerodactylus townsendi, 1647 nucleotides. It is a transcript of the gene AMHR2, whose product is annotated as anti-Mullerian hormone receptor type 2. The record is from RefSeq and is a predicted model, not a curated record. Lineage: Eukaryota; Metazoa; Chordata; Lepidosauria; Squamata; Sphaerodactylidae. Gene Ontology annotation, cellular component: signaling receptor complex; plasma membrane. Gene Ontology annotation, molecular function: ATP binding; transforming growth factor beta receptor activity. Bases 1 to 1473 code for a protein of 490 amino acids. Gene Ontology annotation, biological process: cellular response to growth factor stimulus; protein phosphorylation; BMP signaling pathway. The transcript is spliced from 11 exons.
AUGUGGAUUAGUGCCCGGGUUAAAAACCGUACCUGCUUCUCCUAUGGAUCCGGUGCUCUGGAAGAAGGUGUGGAGCAUCUACGGGGCUUAGUUUUGGAAGAUGGCCAGAAUGGGACUAUCGAGUGCCCUCAUAAUCAGUGCUGUUUUGGCAUUUGGAACCUGAUCCAGGGGCAGCUCCAGGCACAGCUGAAAGGUUGCUGGAUUAGUGAAAAGGAAGCCGCGUGCGAUUCCCCAACCUGUGAGUCUCGAUCUGAUGAGGACUCGCUGACGUUGUCCUGCAGCUGCCGGGCUGAUCUGUGUAAUGACAACAUCAGGCAUGAUAGGAGGAGACAUGCUGACUCCUUGCGUGGUUCCACUGAGACCAUCUGGAUCAUCUCUACUUGCCUUGUGUUGUUCUUCCUUGGUUUCUUGGCAUUUCUAGUAAGUCUAAGACUCCUGAAAGGGCCUGCGUUGCCAAUCAGACCAGAAGAAAGUGGAGAACUCAGUAAGAUCACCACAGGCCACGAGAGGACACUGCCCAGGCAAGAGCUUCCAGACCUCCAAUUCCAUAAGGUUCUUCAUGAGGGGCAAUUCUCUAAGGUAUGGCAGGGGGCAUUCCGACAGCAGCCUGUCGCCAUUAAGAGCUUUCCUCAUUCUUGCUAUCGUGAGUUUGCAUCCGAAUGGGCUGUGUACAGUCUCCCUCUGAUGAACCACGAAAAUGUGGUACAGCUUGUGGCUGCUGGGUGCGGAGGGCCAGACAUCGAACAAGAUGGUCUCCUGGUGCUGACCCUUUACCCGUUGGGGUCCUUGCGGCAUUUCCUCACUCAGCAUGUUUGUUCCUGGGAUGUUGCUAUCCGGCUGGGAUCCUCCCUCGCCAAAGGCCUUGCUUUCUUACACGGAGAGCAGUGGAAGGAAGGUCUACACAAACCUGGAGUGGCACACCGAGACUUGAGCAGCCAGAAUGUGCUGGUUCAGGAGGACCAGACUUGUGUCAUCAGUGAUUUUGGCCUUGCCAUGACUUUGCCAAAGUGCCAUGAGUGGUGGAGAGAGAGCCCCACAGAAGGUGUCAUCCGCAAGGCAGGGGCCCCACGCUAUAAUGCUCCUGAGAUUCUGGAUGAGAGCUUGAAUUUGCAAGACUUGGGCUCAGCACUGAGGCAAGCAGAUGUGUACUCCAUGGCACUGGUGUUGUGGGAAACCUUGAUGAGAUGCUCCGUACUCUUCCCAGAAAACAGUAUCCCUGAGUUCCAGCUGGCCUAUGAAGCAGAGUUGGGCAGCAACCCUACAUACAGUGAGCUGAGGAGGUUGGCUGUCGAGGAAAGGCUGAGACCAGCCAUUCCACCUACAUGGAGAAGGAUGGGACAGGUUUCUGUCUGCCUACAAGAACUUCUGGAGGACUCCUGGGACCCGGACCCGGAAGCUCGCUUGCAAGCCGAAUGUGCCCGACAGAGGUUGCAGUGGCUGGGCGCUGCAGACGGGGUGAAAGAGUGCUGUUAAGGCCCAAGUGUUAUCAUGCCACAUCUUCUGCUUGCCUGGACAUCAGGCCCAGAGUUCUCUUCUCUUGUUUUUAGGGCAAAAGGCUUGCAGGUGCAGCUUCACUAGGGGACCUGGUCUGAAUGUCAGUUGGAGAGGCACGACUCUGGGGGCUGCGUAGCCUGAUGAACCUCUGCC